Messenger RNA from Haliotis rufescens (red abalone), 4493 nucleotides. Its product is annotated as ER membrane protein complex subunit 1-like. Bases 30 to 2981 code for a protein of 983 amino acids. The transcript has 25 exons. Gene Ontology annotation, molecular function: protein binding. Gene Ontology annotation, biological process: protein folding in endoplasmic reticulum. NCBI's taxonomy places the organism in Eukaryota, Metazoa, Mollusca, Gastropoda, Lepetellida, Haliotidae. Gene Ontology annotation, cellular component: EMC complex. The record is from RefSeq and is a predicted model, not a curated record.
AGAGUUGUCUCCCUUAGUUAUUUGCAAACAUGGCGGCUGCAUGUGCUAAGAAGCUUUGCCAACUUCUGCUGCUGAUUUCAUCGGCUUUUGGUCUCUUUGAGGAUCAAGUUGGAAAGUUUGAUUGGAAGCAGUCGUAUGUGGGGAAACCACUGCACAUGUUCUGGGACCAGUCAUCAAGUGGGAAGAAGCUCAUUGUGUCUACAGAGAAGAAUGUACUCGCCUCCAUACAUGCCAACAAUGGAAGCAUAGUUUGGCGACGGGUGUUUGAAGAUGACAAGAGAGGUCAUAUGGACAUGGUGCUUCACCAGGGAACCUCCCUAGUGACAGUGUCAGGGGGCGGCAAGAUGGUGCGGGGAUGGCACCCGUCUACUGGCUCUCUCUCAUGGGAGUCAGUGCUGAAGGCGGAACCAGACAUGAGAGCCUCUGGUGUUUUCACAGGACGUUCUAAAGCUGAGAGUGUGGUGGUGGCAACAGCCCAUGGUCUGUAUGCUCUACGUGCUUCGGAUGGGGCCAAAGACUGGGAACUGGAUCUGCCCAACAGUGACACUGUGGACUAUUGGCACAUGGCCAGCCGAGAUCAUGACAUCAUCCUGGUCGGUGUGACCCCCAAAGCUAAGGUUACCAUAGUAACAGUCGGACAGGGAGGGAAACUGAAAUCUCAUCGAGCUGUUCCUUCCCUGUGGAUCACAGUGGAGACGAGCUGCGCUAUAUCAGGAGAGGAGUACUUUGUGUGUUACCGGCCAGAAACCCAGUCUCUCCAGAUUCUGCCUCUGACAGCCGGCCAGGCCUUCACCCCACAGUCGCUGCAGGAUCUGAAUCUUCAAGCCAGCAUCUUCACUCAACUCCAGUCCAGUCCAGUCAACCCAAGUGCAGAUGACCCGAGGGCAGAGGUCAUCCUACGAGUGUCGAAAGACCACAUGGCAGUACUCACAGUUUCAAAAACUGGGGUGAAAGUUGUGAAAGAUUUACCAAAGGCAUCAUCUGCCCAGAUCACAUACCAGGGAGACAGAGACUUCCUCCUCACACUGGAAAGGUCAGGGCUGGAGUUGUCCCUGACCGCAUACGACAUGAAGAGUUGGGGGGAGGUUGCCGACUUGGCCCAGACCAUGGCCUUCACCAACACACACGGACAUCCUAACAUGCUAAAUGGGCUGCUUUUCAAUCGCAAGAAAGAUUCAAGAAUGUCCUGUAAAGUAGCCUUCACCUCUGAAGAUUACACCAUUCACUUCAGAUCAGGGAAAACUACAUGGCGAAGAGAGGAGUCGCUGGCUUAUAUUCUCAGUGUGGAAAUGGUCGAUCUGCCAUUGUCCGAGAACCAGGCCAAGUUUGAGGAUGAAUUUGGAUCCAUUGAAGAUGAUAUUGCUGCGAUGUUUGUGAAACGGCUGCUGGCACAACUGUCCCAGAUACAGUCAUUUGCUGAAGGCCUGAUCAGCAAGCUUCAGGGCCACCGACAUCACUCCUCCAUGGUUGCCCAUGACAACGAGGACCUGGAGAAUGAGGAGGAUGACAUGGAGGAGGAGCUGACCCGCGAUGAGUUCAACCUGAAGAAGAUCAUCAUCGCUGUCACAGCAUCAGGGAAGAUAUUUGGUUUGCGAAGUCACACAGGCAAGUUGGUGUGGCAGCAGUUCCUGCCAGAGUUGUCUCCCUUUGACCGCUACUCGAAACAGAGGCUGGUGCUAUACACACAGAGGACCACAGCUCACUUCCCUCUGCUGCCCCAGUGUGUCGUGGUCGGCAAGAGUCGGAAAACUGGAAACGGCUUCCUUUACGCCUUUGACCCAGUGACUGGGUCCCCUGUGGAAGGAUUGCCAACCAAUGGCCUUGACCUUGGCUAUGAUGUCAUCCAGGCUGCCCUUCUCUCCGAGAUGAGCGAGGACUUUGUGAGAGGCCUGGUUCUCCUCGGCUCUGACUACAGGGCCCGCUUCUACCCGGAGAAUGUGAAGUCCGUUGCAAAAGAACGUCUCUCCUCCAUGUUCAUGUACCUGUCAGAGAUAGACACAGGCUACAUGAAUGGAUACCGACUCGUAGCAAGAAGUAAUGGGGAGUUUGAAGCUGACCCAGUCUGGAACAUCGACCUGCAGAAGAAGCAACAGAGAGUGGUCAGUGUUAUCUCCAAAAGGGUUAAUGAACAUGUGCACUCACAAGGUCGAGUGUUGGGGGACAGGAGUGUGUUGUACAAGUACCUUAACCCUAACUUGGUUGCCGUGGUAACUGAGGGAGAGGAACCGGCUGUGUUAUCGGCAACUCACAAAGGCCCAUCAAGUUUCUUCAACAUCUACCUGAUCGAUGGAGUGACAGGUCACAUCGUGUUCCAUGUCAACCACAAGAGAGCAAAGGGACCCGUCAACAUUGUCCACGCUGAGAAUUGGGUGGUGUACUCCUAUUUCAACGAGCGCCACCGCCGCCCCGAGAUGUCAGUGAUGGAGAUGUUUGAAGGGAAGGAGCAGAGCAACUCCACAGCCUUCUCCUCCUUCAACCCCCCUCCCCAGCCCCUCGUGCUGCGCCAGUCCUACAUCUUCCCCCUCUCCAUCAGCACCAUGGCAACCACCGUCACCGAGAAGGGCAUCACCAGCAAGAACCUCAUCAUUUCACUCAGGAAUGGGGGACUUCUUUCUAUUCCGAAGGCCUUGCUAGACCCAAGAAGACCCAUCAUACCAUCACAAGAAACAAUGGAAGAAGGCACCAUUCCGUACAUUCCUGAGAUCCAGGUGUUCACGGAAGCGACUCUCAACUACAACCAGAGUGUGGUGAACAUCCGCGGGAUUCACACCACACCGGCCGGACUCGAGUCUACAUCACUUGUUCUAGCCUAUGGUCUAGAUCUUUUUUACACACGAGUGAAUCCCUCCAAGAUGUUCGAUGUCCUUAAAGAAGAUUUUGAUUAUCUUUUCAUCGGUACAGUGUUGCUGAUAAUGAUUGCAGUGUCCGUUAUAUCACAGAAACUGGCAUCAAGAAAAGCUUUAAACAGAGCCUGGAAGUGAUGCAGACUAAUCUAAUAGAAUAAUUUGGUUUAUUUAUUCAGAGUCGUAUGUCAUAAUGAUAUGCUCAAUCAAGUUUUGUAGCAUUUAUAAAGUUCUCUGACAUUUAUACUAUCAUUUCUAUACCAAUAAUCACUUAUUUGUUAAAAGGCCAGUUUUGUGAAGAUCGCAAUUAUGCGGGUGAUUUCAUUAUAUCAGUUUGUAGUGUAUCCUUGGGGAAGAAUGGGUAAGAUUCAAAUGACAAUUUUCACAUCAUUAAAUGAACUUGAUAUUGAUAUGUGUAUUUUGGGCAUAUGAUAAUAACUUCUUCAAGUUCGAUUUGGUUGUAGCUGGUUCCAGCUUCAAAUAUACUGUGUACCUCUGUCUCCAGGAACUUCUAGAUGUGGGUUUCCAAUCCCAGAUUAUUUCUGAUCAUGGUCCCUGGUUUGUCAGCACCAUACCCAUCCUUGUGAGUUCCAGUAGAGAAAUGGUCUUAAAAUAUGUCUGUGUGUUUUGGGAAAUAUGUUCAUAUGACAUUGAUUUCAAACUGAAGAAUACCGUGAAGAUCCAGGGUAGAACAGGUCUUCAGCAACCUAUGUUUGCGAUAAAAGGUGACUAUGCUUGUCGUAAGAGGCAACUAAUGGGAUCGGGUGGUCAGGCUCACUGACUUGGUUGAUGCAUGUCAUCAUAUCCCAAUUGGGUGGAUCCAUGCUCAUGAUAUUAAUCACUGGAUUGUCUGGUCCAGAUUUGAUUUUUUUACAGAUGGCUGUCAUAUAGCUGGAAUAUUGCUGAGUGUGGCAUAAGGAGAGCAUGUUUAAUGUACAUACAUGAUUUGUAAUCGGAGUUGAACUUGUCGGUAACUCAUUCUGCAAAGGGUUAAUGUAAACGGAGAUGUUCACAGUCGUGAAAUGAUAUAUUGUACAUAAGGGACGAGGUUUGGACUCUCUUUGACCCACUGCAUUGUUUUUUAAGUCUUUAAGUUGACGGUUUUCUCAGAUGAUGUGCGUAGGAAGUUAAGAACAGUACGAACAUAUGGUUAACAUUUUUCUUGGGUCACUUAAAUUGAAUGUUUGAAAAUUGGCAUUUUCACUCAUUUCAGCCAACCUUUGUACUUGCUCAUGAUUGCAGGUGAUAUUUGAACUUCUCCAUUAACUACUUGUCAAUUUUAUAAGGGUCUCAUUACUUUUGAGUCCAGUUUCCCUUAAUUGAGUGAUUGGAAAUAGACUGGGGAUACAAAACUUGAAGAUUUUUCAGCGGAAUUGUUAUAUUUAAUGACUAUUGGAAAUAUUUGUGUGUUGCUAUCUAUAGAGAUGAACUAAAUGUAACCAACAUGCUAUUUGUUCCGUUUUGAUACUUUUACAUACAAUUUACAUACAAUAAUUCAGUAGAUCAUAAGAUAUUCACAGGUGAAACAUGACCAUAUUUUGGUGACUAACCUGAGAGAAUGUUGAAAGUGAGGCAUUGUUUGUAACAGUGCAAAAACCAAUCUUAUUGAAAUCAGAUCCGAGUUCUCACUGCCGCUAAACAAAGAUCUGA